AAUGAGUUCAAGACAGAACAUGUUGCUCAGCAUCCUUUCUUAUCAAUUCAGCACACAAUUUUUAUAAAAAGUGAAGAAUUUUAAAAAUCGUGUUCCAAAUUGAAUGUGAAGGAAAAAUAGUUUGAGAAAAAUAAACAUCCCGGAACCCACCUGUAAAGCAUGGAAAGUGCAAAUCAUGCGCAUUGUUAGAUGUGAGAACUUAUUGUUAAUAGUAUCCGUUAUAAUCUCAUCCUUAUCCAUCUUCAUCCCUCUACAAUCUGAUAUAUCUCUAUCCAGUCUAUCUGAUAGAGAUACACUUCAAUAUUGAUAAACGAUCUUUUCUAAAACUUAAAUUGUAACGCUUAAAAAAAAUCUUCCCUUGCUUAAUUGGCAAAAAGCAAUAAAUUGCGCAAUUAGCAAGACAAUGUGGAAAAUUUCUUAAACAUAAAGGAGAAAAAUGCGCCAACUUUCCAAAAAAGAUGGCGCCAAAUUUCUUGAUAUAAGUGAUCAACGUGAUCAAAGAUGGCGUUGGUGAGCAGCUGUAUCUGCUGUUCUCUUCUGACAGCAGCCAUCAUGUCCGGUAUCAUCUCCACGUUUAUGUACGCUUUAAUAUUCUGUUUAGAAGUUUGGUGGAUUAUUGAUGCUAAAGUCUCGCUGUCAGUUCCUGCGUAUAUCCUGGCUUGUGGAUAUUUUAUCAUGUUUGUUGUAUCCAUAACAAUGCUGCUUGGUCUCAGGACAAGGAGGACAAGGUUGCUUCUAUGCUGGCUCCUGGUCCAAGUUCUCUAUGUGUUCCCGGAGGCUGGUCUUGUACUCUUCAUGUCUAUAUACCAUUGGAAUGGCGAGACGUUUGGUAUAGUAGAACUAGCGCUAUGGGCUACUAGAGUAAUUUUUAACGUGUUUGGUAUAGUCAGUGUACAGUCUCUGUGGAGCUACUGGAAAGAUGAAAAAUCAGUGUUUAGAUCUCUUCAAGAAUUGGGAAAUACGAAUGGCGGAGUGGUUGGGGGAGGUGUUGGAGAAAAUGGUUUAGGAAUCCCUGGCCAGCUGAAACUACGCGGAAGUUUAAGAUAUCAGUCGGGAGGUUACAGUUCGUCCUACCCGCCUGACCAGCUGGGGUUCGUCAAUAGAUACGCAAAUCAGCUCGGGUACGCGAACCCCGCAUUUUCUGGAAGUUCGGCUCAUAUCCGCGGUGGACUCGCGGUCACAAAAUACGGAGCUCAAGAUUCUACACAAUUAUCAAUGAAGUUUCACUAG
Molecule: messenger RNA, 1230 nt
Organism: Eurytemora carolleeae
Lineage: Eukaryota; Metazoa; Arthropoda; Copepoda; Calanoida; Temoridae
Gene: Rcd6
Exons: 7
Coding region: 502-1230 (242 amino acids)
Source: RefSeq, a predicted model, not a curated record